This is a messenger RNA of Beta vulgaris subsp. vulgaris (sugar beet), 1557 nucleotides long. RefSeq lists its product as hypothetical. Bases 365 to 1246 code for a protein of 293 amino acids. Gene Ontology annotation, cellular component: mitotic spindle microtubule. The transcript is spliced from 6 exons. The record is from RefSeq and is a predicted model, not a curated record. NCBI's taxonomy places the organism in Eukaryota, Viridiplantae, Streptophyta, Magnoliopsida, Caryophyllales, Amaranthaceae. Gene Ontology annotation, biological process: microtubule organizing center organization; spindle assembly; microtubule nucleation.
UUUUUUCAAAAGUAUAUCCUACCACCGAGCGUGUCAACUGUGAAUCGUACCCCGUAUAACUUUCAAAUUUUAAAUAAAAUUGGGUUCGUUGUUUGUUGAAAUUCUUUCUGGUAAUUUGAAGCUGAAAUUUUCUUAUGUUGUUACUUCUUUUAGAUCUUGCAUCUAUUAUCUAUUAUUUGUAGGUCGAAUUCUCAUUUAUCCAAAUUCCAAAGUAAUAAUACUCCUAAAACUCAGUUUGAUUCGGUUGUUUGCUUCAGUUGUACAAUUCAAUUCUACCCACAUUUGUUUCUCUCAUUUGAAUCAAAUCCCAUCUUCAUCUUCAUUGAAUGAUCUAAAGUAAAAAGUAAAAAGUAAAAAGUAAAAGAUGUCGACUGGAAGUGAUUCUUCAUGGGUUGGCAAGAAGCCGUUAAGACGAGUUGGUGGCAUGUCUGAUGCUCUCUCCAUUGCUUCUGAUCUCGGCUUCCAUGUCUCUGCUUCUCCUCAGGAGGUGCUACAAACUUCAACAACUACUGGGGAAAAGAGUGAUGACUUGGUAAGGGUUUUGAGAGACCUUACUGCGGUCCAAAGGAAAAUUGCAGAUUUAGAAGUAGAAUUACGAGGCAGAAAGGAUGACAAGAAUGUGGCAUAUUUAACACAUGUGACCGAAAUGGAAAAGAAGAUAGAGACUUUAGCUAGAAUUACUACUAUAUUGAAAGACGUUAUCCAAAAUAAGGAUCGUAUCAUUGCUCGUCUUCAACAGCCAUACUCACUGGAUUGCAUUCCUGUGGAAGCAGAAUAUCAGAAACAAUUCUCGGAAUUACUAAUGAAAGCAGCAAGUGAUUAUGGUGCGUUGUCAGCAUCGGUUGCAGAUUUUCAGUGGAGUCAGAACUUUAAGGAACCGCCUUCAGUUUGGGCUGAUAUGCUGCGUCCAAUACCUGUUGCUCUAGCGUCAUGCACCCGGUUUUUUGAAGCCAUGUCAGCUAUGAGGGAAUCAUUUGCCACCCUGCAAAAGCUGAGGAUGGGUCGUUCUGCCAACUCCCUUCCUUCAACACCUGCUCGGAGUCACUCUCAGAGUGCAACAGGUGACUCUGAUUGUGUGACUCCGCCUCCUUGGAGAAACGAUUCAAGCUUUGAUGAAUUAGCUAAUAAGAGCACAAAGAGGCAAGAAGUGGAGCAGCAGGAAGGAGACGGUUUUAGUGAAGCAACCGAGUUAGAUAUUAGUAACCAUAGGAGGUUGUCCUGGCCUCCAGUUAAAACAACUGGGUAGUAAUUGGGUGUAUGUAUAAUAUAUAUAUAUAUAUAUAUAUAUAUAUAUAUUUUUAACUUCGAUUCUUUGUGCAGGGGUUAUGUUAUGUGCUUUCAAUUUGAGCAAUGUGAGUACAUGUUCUAUUGAGAAUAUUCUCGUGGGAAUUUUUGGUGUUUUAGUGGAGGCUUUUUGAUGAAGUCACCCAUAUUUCAUAUUUGUAUUUGGUCCAAUGUUACCCCGAAGAAUGAGAUAGCUGAUGUGUAAGGGUGACAAAUUAGCCAAAGUAAGGGCAAUGAAUUCUUAGAAUAAUAAUAUCCUCCUUGUCACUCUAA